Messenger RNA from Quercus robur (English oak), 1671 nucleotides. RefSeq names its product putative F-box/LRR-repeat protein At5g54820. Bases 1 to 1671 code for a protein of 556 amino acids. Gene Ontology annotation, molecular function: protein binding. Lineage: Eukaryota; Viridiplantae; Streptophyta; Magnoliopsida; Fagales; Fagaceae. The record is from RefSeq and is a predicted model, not a curated record. The transcript is spliced from 3 exons.
AUGAAGAAAAUUAGAGGCAGCAAUAACAGUAACAACAAAGGCAAAAAUGAAGGUAGGCAAAGUAGAAGAGAGAACAAAUCUGAAGGAAUUGAUUACAUAAGCCACUUACCAGAAGCAAUUAUACUUCAUAUCCUCUCAUUCCUGCCUUUAAAGGAGUUGGUUGCAGUAAGCUUUUUAUCAAGACUCUGGAAAAGCAUGGUACUGGCCCUCAUCUCAAUGGUACCAUCAAACUUAAAUCUUGAUGAAAUUAAGAUGAUGGGAAAAUAUGUAUGUAGGAGAGAAAUCUGCUAUCCCGAAUAUGGCGAUGGUCAUACCCCCAAUAGUGCUCAUCAAUGCCUAUGCCAUUCAGUACGAGCAGCAAGGAGGAAAUUCGAGGAGUUUGUGGACCGAACUCUCCUGCUUCACACUGGAUGCACCAUUGAGAAAUUACGAUUAUCUAUCUGUUAUGACCAAAACAUGCCACUAAAAGACUCUACUGAGACUUAUGAUGCACACAGUGAAUACACCAAAAGAAUUGACAAGUGGGUUCAAUUUGCUUUUAGAAAUAACAUAAAAAAUUUGGAAUUAGACUUUUCCAAAGGGAAAAUGUUUGAGCCCACAGGCUGGGAUAAAAUAUAUGACAUGCCUCAUGGCAAUUUUGCACCCAAAAACUUGAAAACUUUUAUUCUCAACUACUGCAAGCUAAGACCAUCUAUUUUUGUAGUUUUUGGUUCUCUUCAAAGGUUAUCUUUUAAGCAGGUGAAAAUUUUUGGCUGCUCAGUACUGACAAUAGGAGAGCUUGUAGCCAAAUGUCCCACUCUGGAAGACUUAAGCCUGGAAUACUGUAUUAUUCCUAAUGACUUUAUGGUAAGUGACCAAGACAUGAAGAUCAAAAGAUUGUCACUGAUCAACUGUAAAACAGAUGAGUGGCCCAUGUUUCCUAUAGAAAUAUCAGCUCCAGACUUAUUGAUGCUGACAAUGGUAGGAGUAUACCUUAUGAACUCAACCGUUCGAAAAGCAUUGCAUCUAGCCGAUGUUGUAAUCGACAUUAAACAGAAAUAUGGAGACCAUAUACAAGGAGAUGCUCUAGGUAUACUGCUGACUAGUCUAAAACAUUGCCAAACUCUUACAUUGAGCACUUGGUGCAUUCAGGUUCUCCCUACUGGUGAAAAUUUGCUACAGCAAUUGCCAAUUCAACUCCUAAAUCUUAGGCAGUUAAAAAUUGUAGUGGGCUUAACAAAACAAGAAUAUCCUGGAAUAGCUUGCCUAUUAAGGAGUUGCCCCAACAUGGAGAGAUUGACUCUAGAUAUGCGUAGACCUAUGAAUGUUGUUUGGAAUGCACUCCAAGAUUUCAUUCCAAACAUAUUUGACUUUGAAGAGCACAGCUAUUGGCAAUCACAAAAUCUGCCAUACCAGUGCCUGCAACACAGUCUUAAGAAAGUCGAGGUGAAUGGGUUUGUUGGAAGAAGCAAUGAGAUGAAGAUGAUUCAGUUUUUACUGGAAAAUGCAAGAGUACUUGAAAAGAUGGUCAUCUCCUUCAUUGGAAGGAAUGCUUUUGCAGCGAGCACCCAGCAACAACAAAAUAAUUAUAUGCAACUCCAGAACAAUUCACUUCAGCUGUUAAAUUUCCCAAGGGCAUCUUCUCAAGCUCAAAUAGAAAUUUUUGGAAACCCUUACAACAACACCAUGUGA